Molecule: messenger RNA, 1917 nt
Organism: Schizophyllum commune H4-8
Lineage: Eukaryota; Fungi; Basidiomycota; Agaricomycetes; Agaricales; Schizophyllaceae
Exons: 4
Coding region: 1-1917 (638 amino acids)
Source: RefSeq, a predicted model, not a curated record
AUGCUUGCCCCCGAGACCCCGGGCAAGAUGCCGCCCCCAGUCCCACAACCCGCGAUCGACAAACUGCCUGCCGCUAUACAGACUGGUAUCGACAGUAUCUUCGACCUUAUCAAAGAGGAGCGUGAGAAGGCAGCGAAUGCGGCGCGCCAGGAGGCAUGGGGAGUGCGCCAUGCAGAGAGGGAACAGGCGAUCACGCGCAUUCAAGAACUGGAGGCGGAAAAGGUCGCACAAAGGGAGGAGUGCGAGAUUCUUCGCGCGCGCAUUGGGGAACUGGAGGGGGAGCUAUCGCGUACGGGGAAGAGUGCCAUGGACGCUUUGCAGGACAAGCACGAACAACUCGCCGUUCACGCCAACCGCAAGAUCGACGCAUUGGAAUCCAGGGUGGGCACGCUGUUGGAGAAACUCGCCACGACCGAAAAGGGGCUCCAGGACUUGGAGGCAGCCUAUAACGGCCAAGCGCUCGUGUUAGAGAAGAAGACAUCGGAGGCGGACGAUGGCGCGAAGACGAUUGCCGACCUGUCCGGGCGCGUCGCCGAGCUCCAGGCUGAACUGGCCAGCAGUCGCACCUGGUCGGAUUCUAUCACCGAACAGCUCAGGCUCAUCAACAGCGGUGUUGGCCGCCAGACUCAGAUGCUCCAGGCGACCGAGGAGCAACGCGCCGAGUCCAUCACCAAAUUACACGCUGCGGAGCAGGAGAUCCAGGCGCUGAAGACAUCUUCGCAGGUGGAGGCGCAGAAGUGGGAAGGCGAGCGUACGGCGAUGAAGAGCGAGAUUGCCGAUCUCAGUGCGAAGCAUACCAUUGCCCUCCGUAAAGUCGAGACUCUGCAGGCAACCAUCGACAACAGCACGCACAAGUUCGAGCAGCAGAGGCAGUACCGCAAGAAUAAGGAGGCCGAAGCGAAGACGGAGAAGGGCCGGCUCUCUGCGCGUAUCAUCGAACUCGAACAGGCCCUCGGGCGGGCGGGCAGCAGGGUCCAGGAGCUGGAGCAAAGUCUCGCGGAUGCCAAGGGGCAGUAUGGGCAACUUGCGACGGCAGUCAACGAAAGCGGCUUCAUCCAGGUUCGGGACAGCACGAUCGUCAUCACCGCGGAGCUUAUCAACUUUGUGGUCGCGCUCGCUACCCAUACUGCUGUCGUCGACCAGCCGCAGGCGCUCGUGAACGCCCCACCAAUGACCCUUUGCGCGACUCUCACCCGAUGCGAGAAGGCGACGUUGCAGAUGCGAGAUCGAAAUCAGGAGCUUGAGAGGCAGGUCGUUACGGCGCAAGACGAGACACGGCGCGCGAUGACCGACCUGGCUGCAGCUCGCGCAGAGAAUGCGACCACGGCGACGACGAUCUCGGGGUUGCAACAGGAGAACGAGCGGUUAGGAAAGGACCUGGAGAGAGUGAAGGAGAUAGGAUUGAAGUACAAGGUCGCACUCAAGGCUCGGGAAGGUGGCUGCCCGAAGCUGAGCAGCGUUGCUUCGGGGAAAUCAGAAGCCCGUGCGAAGACUUCUUCGACCGGUGGCUUGUCGAACACGUCAUCCGCUGGUUCUAUGAAGACGUCCCCCACCAUCGUCGGCUUCUGCUGCCCCGCCGUCAAAGGUACAGAGGAUGUCAGAGGGCUCGUCGCCGAUGGCACCGAGCACGUCUUCUCCGGCGAGUCGGUCAUCGCAACCUUCAGGUUCUGGCACGCGCUCGCCCUCACUUCUUGCAGGCACUAUAUCCCGAAAGCCGAGUCGCGCUACAUCUGCGCAUCCUCCUGUCAUCAAGCAGGAGCGCACACAUACAUCUGCGAAGCCUUUGCCAGCUUCGCGCUCGACGCUCAAGCCGCAGACAUCCACACCAACCCCUCGGUAUCCGCCAUCCCCCGCAUCAUCUACGACCUCUACGCCGUGCAUCCCUUCUUCACUCUCGCGACCUCAUUUACAGCAUAG